AUACCAUUGAAGCCUUCUCAUAGACCAUUUGGGACAUCACCACGGCAACUGCAUACUUGACAAUUGAGACGGUCACAAAUCAAGUGUGGAAAAAAAGAGAGCAGAUAGGAACACAGCGCUUGAGAGCCAACAGCAGCAGCGGAUGCUUUAGACGGAGUCGGCGUGCCGAUCACCACACAUACUGCGCUCGCUGCAGCUAUGGAAGGGAAAACAACAUUUUGGGACUUUUGGGGGACCCGAAAGGAGCAAGACGCACUUGCCAGAAGAAUCAGUCAGCGGAAGCCCCUACCUUCCCACCUGGGCAAGUUGCUUGGCAACAGCGCUGUGAGGGCGCAGCUGGGCAAAAGCGAGAUGGUGGCCCUACUGCCCCCCGUGGGUACGGAGGUCUUCCGGAAAUUGACGAGAGCGUCGCUGGAGGAGAUCCGUGAAAUAGAAGGAAAGGAGGACAAGAUCCUGGUAGCGGAAAAACUGCGGAAGCCAAGUGGGGACUUGGAGAGUGGGAAGCCCCUCCCGUUCAUCUUCGGGGAGCCGGCCCCCGAAUUUGUCAACAUCCCUCUGGAGGAGCUGGAUCCCUUCUACCAAUCGCAGAAGACAUUCGUUGUUUUGGAUAGAGAAAAGAUUUUGCACAGAUUCAAUGCCGAUUCCGCUUGUUGCCUGCUAACGCCUUUCAAUUUGAUGAGGACCACCGCCAUUAGGAUAGUCCUCCACUCAUUUUUCCGUGCCUUUAUCCUGCUGACAGUUUUGACCAAUUGUGUGUUCCUUACAAUGGCCCAGCUGCCGGAGUGGAGCAAGUUCCUUAAAUACGCUUUUAUCGCCAUCUACACACUUGAGGCGCUGGUCAAACUUGCCGCUCGAGGAUUCUGCGUCGGUCGCUUCACCUUCCUCUGGGAUCCGUGCAACUGGUUGGACUUGAUGGUCAUCUGCACGGCAUAUCUGACAGAAAUAGUGGCUGCACCCAGUCUCUCUGCUUUUCAAGUACUUCCAGCAUUAAAGAUCAUCACAGCAAUACCAGGUUUGAAGAGGACCCUCGGUGAGCUCCUGCAAUCCAUGAAGAAGAUGGGCCACGUCGUGGCGCUGAGCCUGGUCACCCUCGGCGUCCUGGCCACGCUCGCGCUGCACAACUUCAUGGGCUUCUUGAGGCAAAAGUGUGUGCUGAUGGCACCUAGCAACCACUCGUUGGAAGGGUUAGAUUAUCAAGAACAUAUCAACAACCCCGCCCACUAUUAUUAUCUACCCGAAGACGUCGAUGCUCUACUGUGCGGAAACCGCUCCGAUGCCGGGAUCUGUCCUGAGGGUUACACGUGUCUGAGGGCGGGGCGGAACCCAAAUUACGGCUACACGGGCUACGAUUCCUUCGGUUGGGCUUUCCUUGCUUUGUUCCGAUUGGCGACUCAGGACUUUUGGGAGAACCUUUACCAACUGGUGUUGCGCUCAGCCGGUAAAUGGUACACCGUCUACUUCGUUGUCGACCUGGCGCUCGGCUCCUUUUGCCUCGGCGGCCUGAUUGUGGCCACGCUCGCCGCGGUGUCCGUGGAGCGAAAGUGGGCCCGGAUGGCCGAGGACGAUCGGAAGGACAAAGAGUUUGUGCGCAUAUCCCAAUUGCUGAAGAAGAAAGAAGAGCAGGAGGCUGGCAGCAUUUGCCUCACUGAGAUGCAGCAUUCGUCAGCAGCCGAGGAAGGUGUUGUUACUCAACGUGAGGAUGUGCAAAAGCCACGUUUAGCGUGCUGCUCCAUUUUCACCGACAUCUUCCUCAAGUGGUCCUGCUGCAGCCGUUGCUGGGCAAAACGCCAUCUUUGCCGUUUUGUCAACGACCCCUUCUUUGAUCUUGCCAUUGUGAUCUGCAUUGUGCUUAACACCAUUUUCAUGGCAAUGGAACAUUUUCCUCUAACGCAACAGUUUUACGACCAGCUCAGCUUAGCAGGACUGGUCUUUACAAUAAUUUUUACAGGAGAGGUGGCCCUCAAACUUCUUGCCAUGGGUCCGUAUUGCUACUUCCAGGUUGCCUGGAACAUCUUUGACAGCGUCAUUGUCGCACUUACUCUGCUUGAGUUCGGACUGCCAGACAUGUAUAUGGUGAGCGCUCUUGGACGAUUCAGUGUGUUGAGAGUUUUUAGGUUGGCCAGGUGGUGGCCUUCCUUCAACGCUUUGUUAAAGUUCAUCGCAAAGUUGUUGGGGGCAGCGAGGCACUCGGCUCUGCUUCUGGCCGUCAUCACCCUCACCUUGGCUGCUGCCGGGAUGCGGCUCUUUGGAAAAAACUACAAAGACUACGUGUGUCGCAUCUCCCAAGAUUGCCGGCUUCCUCGCUGGCACAUGAGCGAUUUCUUCCACGCCGCCUUCUUAGUCUUCCGAGCACUUUGCGGGGAAUGGAUCGAGACAAUGUGGGAUUGCAUGGAGGUCGCGGGUCAGCCCGCGUGCCUCGCCUUCUACGCGGUGGUGGUGGUCGUCGGACGGCUGGCGGUGUUGAAUUUGUUCCUGGCCUUGUUGAUGAAUGGAGAUCAUCGGCCGACUUCACAAGGAGAAGGACAGAACAAUCUGAAGACGGCCUGUAACCGGAUCUGCGGGGCUAUGAUUAGGCUAAAGUCCCGGGUCCGGGAGUGUACAGGCAAGAAGACGGGACGGAAAACCCUGUCGAAAAUCCGUCUAAAUCCUCCCGUCACGGGACUUAAGAGCGAUGACGCCGGCCAGAAGGAGUUUUUGGCACUUACUUUUGUAAGUUCAGAAACGGCCGGAUCCGAGUUGGAGGACCUUGGCCGUCAUCAAGUCUACACUGGUACCUUGCAAACAUCUGGAAAUGAAGAUGACAGCCAGGAAAAGGAUUUGCAUAACGGGGAGUCGUCUGCGCACGCGCCAAAACCCGAUGGCAGAAACGUACCCGUCGAGUGCUUCGGUGACCAGUGUUACGAGUGCUGCCCGAUCCUUAACAUGGACUCCUGUCCGGCCGGACUCCGGAUCUGGACCAAUGUGAGGAAAGCGUGCCUCUCCGUGGUUGAAAACAAAUACUUCCGAGCUUUCGUUACACUCGUUAUCCUGAUGAGCAGUGCAAAACAGGCCAUCGAAGACGUCUACCUAGAGAAGCGAUUGCUAAUCAGGAGCAUUUUGGAGUACGCCGACCUGGUGUUCACGUGCGUCUUUGUGCUGGAGAUGUUUCUGAAGUGGUUCGCCGAUGGAUUGAAAAAGUACUUUACUGACGCUUGGUGCCUGCUGGACUUCCUCAUUGUGCUUAUCUCUCUGCUUUCCACGGUUCCCACCUUGCUGGGAGUUCCCCAAACGCCGGCCGUACAGUCCUUGAGAACUCUCAGACCUUUGAGGGUCUUGUCUCGCUUUGAAGGCUUGAAGGUGGUGACGACAACGCUCAUUGGCGCUAUCCCGUUCAUCUUGGACGUGCUGCUCGCCUGUCUGACACUCUGGUUGAUAUUCAGCAUUACGGGAGUGAGGAUGUUCGCUGGAAAGUUUAUGUACUGCUACAACGGCACGUCCGAAGAGUACUUUUCCGCUACGGACGUCGACAACAGGACGGAGUGUCUUGUGCUGAUAGAGCAAAACUUCACCGAAGUCCGCUGGAAGAAUACCAUCAUGAAUUUUGAUAAUGUGGCGAUCGGUUACCUGUCACUUCUCCAAGUGGCAACCUUUAAAGGCUGGAUGGAUAUAAUAUAUGCAGCGACAGACUCCAAACAGAUUGAAAGGCAGCCCGAGUACGAGGCCAAUGUGUACAAGUCCCUCUACUUUGUGAUUUUUAUCAUCUUUGGAUCCUUCGUCACUUUCAACUUCCUAAUCGGCGCCAUCAUCGAAUACCUCAAGCAGCGCAAAGCCAAGAUAGGAGGAACAGGUCUUUUCAUGACGACGUACCAGAUGAAAUGCUACAAUUCCAUCAAGCGCUUUAGGCCUAAGCAGAACUGGAGUUCUGUUCCCAGACCGCAAAAUAAAAUUCAGGCGCUGCUUUUUGACCUGGUGACCAAAGCCUCCUUUGACAUCUUCUUCAUGGUGUUCGCUUGCCUUCAAGUGAUCCUUUUGGCAGUGGAAACAUCAGAGGACAGCAUUCAGAAGGAUGAUAUUCUACACUGGAUGCACUUUGUCAUCAUCGUCAUCUUCACAGUAGAGUGUGUCCUGAAGAUCGCGGCGCUCCGAAAGCACUACUUUACAUUUGGAUGGAACAUCUUUGACUUUGUGCUGGUCAUCCUCUUCAUUGUGGGACUUUUCCUGGCGGACCUGAUGGAAAAGUACUUUGUCCACUCGUCGGCACUCUUCGGCGUGAUCCGAUUGACUCGCGUCUGCCGAAUCCUUCACCUCCUUCGCGUCGCUAAGGGCGUACGAAGACUGAUCCUUGUUUUGAUGAGGUCCCUUCCGGCGCUCUUAAACAUCGGCUUCUUCCUCUUCCUGGUCACCUUCACUUUCUCAGUCUUCGGCAUGAAAAACUUUGCUCACGUGAAGAAAGGAGCCAUGCUGGACGACAUGUUUAACUUUGAGACAUUUGCGAACGGCGCGCUGUGCAUGUUCGCUAUAGGCACGUCGGCCGGGUGGGACGGUUUGCUCUUGCCCCUCAUGAGCGUGCCGCCCGACUGCAAUCCGUACACGGAACAUACGGGAACGUCCAUCCGCGGAGACUGCGGCAGGCCGGCGGUGGGCGUCGUCUUCGUCGUCUCCUACAUUAGUCUGUCCUUCCUGGUAGUGGUCUGCAUGUACGUCGUGGUCCUUUUGGAAAACUUCAAAACGAUCGGCGAGGAGAGCGCCGACGAGCUCGCCCGGUCCGACUUCCAGAUGUUUGGUGAAACCUGGAAGAAGUUUGACCCGCAGGCGUCCCACUUAAUUCACUCCAGCCAGCUGUCCGAUUUCUGCGACGAUCUGAAGGAGCCGCUGCGGAUGGCCAAACCGAACGGCGUCAAAGUCGCCGGCAUGGAUUUGCCGCUGCUCGCAGGGGACAACGUCUACUGCGUGGACCUCCUGGUGGCCCUCGUCAUUCAGGCGCGUGGAAUUUCAGGGGAAAUGGACAAGACGGCUCUAAAAGCCAGCAUGGAAGAGAAGUUCCUGGCUGGUAGCCAAGCCAAAGACGCAAGACACUAUGAGCCAAUUAGCAGUACUCUGAGAAGGAAGCGGGAAGAUGUGGCUGCGGCAGUCAUCCAGAAAGCCUACAGGAGACACGCGACGCGGGCCACGGGUCCGACGGGAAAGUCCGGCGCCGACGCAUAUCCAUAGGAAGAGCCGUUGCGCAGCGCUCCGGCGGCGUGCCGUGAUGAGCGAACGGAAGCCUCGGUCUUGAUGAAGUUAGCCAAAAUGUUAUUCUGUAGACUUUGAUAUUAACAGCUGUAAUUACGCUAACUAACCUAAAUGACAGCAUAACAGUCAGCUUUGAAACCACAUACUAUACAGCAGACCAGUAGUCUCAGUAAAAUACUCCAAUAAGUUUCCAACUAUUUCAGAUGAGCAUAUAUUGUAGCAUCUAUGAGGAAAAUGCCAACUUCGAGGUAAUACGCACUCAGCAGGAAAACAUGACUUUUGUUUUUUUUUUUACCUAGUUAUGCUUUUAGUAUUUUCUGCAGCUCAGUGUCAUGGUCCUGGCCAGUUUUUUUUUUUUUUUUUUUUAUAUUAGCCGGCCUCCCCGGCUAGCCGGCUCAGGAUCCUAUCACUUCUCAGCAGGGUUCGUUAACAGGACGGCCAGCUCAAGUGGAUACGCGCCAUCGAAAGAUCACUUCCAAAUGACUCCAUGCGGAAGGAAAACAUAUCAGUAGACAGAAGACGAAUAAUGAACUCAACUCGACAUGUUGACAUGAGAGCAAAAUAGCAAGAGAGCUGACCGUUUGGCAAAUCUUUCUCAAACGUUCUCAACCUUUAGUCAAAAAAGCUGAAGAUUGGACUAGCUGUACAUUUGACAAUACAGUGGUACCUCGACACACGAUCGCAUCGGCACACAUCUUUUCGACAUCCGACGUAAAAUUUGACUCGCCAUUUGUUUCUAUAGCAUGCCCGAAAUACGACAAUUUACGACAGCGCCGCAGUUUGUUUUCCCGCUAAACGGACGCACGGCGGAUUUUUCUUGUGAAAGAAAUCAACAUAUGUUGCAACAAUAUUAGUGCGGGUGGUGAAAAAAAAAGAAAAAUGAAGAUGGAAAUGAUAGGAAAAUAUGAGUGUGGUG
This is a messenger RNA of Corythoichthys intestinalis (scribbled pipefish), 6127 nucleotides long. RefSeq names its product sodium channel protein type 4 subunit alpha B-like. The record is from RefSeq and is a predicted model, not a curated record. The transcript is spliced from 31 exons. The coding region runs from base 199 to 5190 and encodes 1663 amino acids. Gene Ontology annotation, cellular component: plasma membrane; axon; voltage-gated sodium channel complex. Gene Ontology annotation, biological process: sodium ion transmembrane transport; neuronal action potential; membrane depolarization during action potential. Gene Ontology annotation, molecular function: voltage-gated sodium channel activity. Lineage: Eukaryota; Metazoa; Chordata; Actinopteri; Syngnathiformes; Syngnathidae.